AUGUCGGCCUCUCUACCGGGCAACCGUGAGCUGCCCGAGUCGCAGUAUGACCUCAGCACGUACUGGGGCCGUGUCAGGCAAACCGCCGGCAUAACCGAUCCGAGGACACUGCUCGUGGGCCAGACCGGACUCGAACAGGCGAAGCAAGCCUUGUCAUCCUACAAGACGGGCCAGGUCAAGGAGAUGACACCGGAGCUAUGGAAGGCAAAGAAGAUUGUCGAUUCGACCCUACAUCCCGACACCGGCAAACCAGUAUUGCUACCGUUUCGCAUGUCCUGCUUCGUCCUCUCCAACCUGGUAGUGACGGCGGGCAUGCUAACGCCCGGCCUCACGAAUACGGGCACUAUCCUCUGGCAGAUAGCCAACCAAUCCCUCAAUGUGGCUAUCAACAAUGCCAACGCCAAUAAGUCCACGCCACUAUCCUAUUCGAAGAUCGCCCAGUCAUACUUUCUUGCCGUCGGUGCGUCCUGCUCCGUAGCAGUGGGCCUGAACUCUCUUGUCCCGCGCCUCACAAACCUGCCACCAAAUACCCGCCUGAUUCUGUCUCGGCUCGUACCUUUCGCGGCAGUCGCCUCAGCCGGUGCGCUCAACGUGUUCCUGAUGCGUGGCGAGGAGAUGCGCACCGGUAUCGACGUAUAUCCCGUGCUCUCGGAGCAGGACAAGCAGCGCCUGGCCAAGGAGGGCAAGGCCGAGAACGACGUCGAGAGCCUAGGCAAGAGCAAGAAGGCCGCACAGUUUGCGGUCGGCGAGACGGCACUGUCCAGGGUGCUCAACAGCAGUCCGGUCAUGGCGAUUCCACCAUUGAUCCUUGUGAAGCUGCAAAAGACCGAGUGGUUGAAAAAGAACCCCAGACUGACUACACCGGUCAACCUGGGCUUGAUCCUGGUGACGAGUUACGCAGUAUUGCCGCUUGCUCUGGCGGCCUUCCCGCAGCGGCAGAAGAUACGGGCCGAGAGCCUUGAGGAGGAGUUCCACGGGCGCGGGGGAGACGCCGGGAUGGUGGUGUUCAACCGGGGCAUCUGA
This is a messenger RNA of Diaporthe amygdali, 1023 nucleotides long. RefSeq names its product tricarboxylate carrier. The record is from RefSeq and is a predicted model, not a curated record. Gene Ontology annotation, molecular function: monoatomic ion transmembrane transporter activity. The coding region runs from base 1 to 1023 and encodes 340 amino acids. Gene Ontology annotation, cellular component: mitochondrial inner membrane. The transcript is spliced from 3 exons. Gene Ontology annotation, biological process: monoatomic ion transport; mitochondrial transmembrane transport. NCBI's taxonomy places the organism in Eukaryota, Fungi, Ascomycota, Sordariomycetes, Diaporthales, Diaporthaceae.